Molecule: messenger RNA, 831 nt
Organism: Enterobius vermicularis (human pinworm)
Lineage: Eukaryota; Metazoa; Nematoda; Chromadorea; Rhabditida; Oxyuridae
Source: the annotation of a GenBank genome assembly
UUGUCAUCUGGAAUUUGUCAUAUUUGCUUUGAAAAUAGGCACAAAACCACAGAACUGUUCCGUCUGGGUCCAACGACAGCGUUUGUUCUCGGCUUUACACCACCAUUAGUUGGUGCCAUAGCUGCAAUCACUAUUGCUUUGAUACUACACAAUGCUCAGAUUAGUAAUUACAAUUGGUCUUGCGGACGCGCUUAUUUGCCAUCUGUAUCUCGGAUUAUCAAUCUACCGUUGGAAAGAACAUUUUGGCAAACACUUAUUCUUUUUCAUGUUCCUCUUCGAAUUUUGGAACUUAUUACAGGAUUUAUACGCUAUGAUCGAUUGAAGAACAUUCACUACAAGCACAACUGGUUUUAUGAACUUAGCCGAUACUGCUACUUUUUCAUUGGCUUGCUGGAAUUGAGCUCUCUUGCAGCACUGUCAAUUGUUGGAGAACGUGAAUAUCCAAUUCUUCACGUGAUAUUUUUCUAUAUAUUUGGAUUUAGUGGAAUCGGCUUCUUUAUUGCAAACCUUAUAUGUCACCGACAUUCCCUCUACUAUCUGAAUCCAUACGGGCGUUUAUCCUAUCGCCUGAAAAUGAUAUUUGGAAUUUCUUAUAUGCUCACAAUUCCAGCUCUCGUUACAGCAUUUCUGCUCUAUUGGCGAGCAUGUGUUACCGGAGCCUAUGAUGCGUUUGCAGUUUUUGAGUACAUCGAGGUGCUACUGAACAUCGCAUUUCAUGGUUGUACUAUUUUCGAUAUUCGUGACAAAGUUGUAUUUUCUGUACAUUUUCUUUCUAUUAAAAAAAGGUUACAAUUUAUUGGCAAAAAAAAAACUGUCACAAGAAAAUUGUAG